This is a messenger RNA of Parastagonospora nodorum SN15, 612 nucleotides long. RefSeq lists its product as hypothetical. NCBI's taxonomy places the organism in Eukaryota, Fungi, Ascomycota, Dothideomycetes, Pleosporales, Phaeosphaeriaceae. The record is from RefSeq and is a predicted model, not a curated record. The transcript has 2 exons. The coding region runs from base 1 to 612 and encodes 203 amino acids.
AUGUUUUAUAGCGUGUCCGUUGACAUCACGACGACGGAAACCAGUACAUUUAAGCCUACCUUCACCAAAACCAUCACGGAGACGGCACAGCCCACGAAGACUGUAUACAGCGAUUCUUCACCACCAGGACUUUUGCACUCCAACACAUGGUUCCCCUACGUAUUCUAUCUUGUUUUCGCAUUGGCGCUGGGCUACUGCGCGCGGCUGCAGUACCAGCUUAGCAGGUUCAAGAAGUCGAAACUGUAUAAAGAGCACGAGGAUAAGAAAAAAGAAAUGCAGGAGAAGUGGGAAGAGGCGAGGAAAGAAGUGAGGGUUAAGGCGAAGGAAGUCAUGCGUAGAGAGAAGAAGGCCAAUGACAAAGAGCAGAAAAUCCAACAAGAGAUUACGCAGAUCAAGAGCGACGCCGAUCUCAAAGUAGCGGAAGCUUCGAGAAAACUCAACUCGCUCAAGCCAAAGUUAGAGCUCCUGGGGGAUAUUAUCAGUGACGAUGGCGUGGAAAUACCGGAUGUCACUUCCGUGAGCCUUAGUCUUGAGGACUUCGAGGAAGCGCUCACGAAGUGGCUAGAGUUAAGCCGUCCGAGUCUACAAUCACGUCAUCUAAUGACGAAGUAA